This is a messenger RNA of Candida dubliniensis CD36, 1089 nucleotides long. Its product is annotated as mRNA-binding phosphate metabolism regulator. Gene Ontology annotation, cellular component: cytoplasm. Gene Ontology annotation, molecular function: mRNA binding; N6-methyladenosine-containing RNA reader activity. The record is from RefSeq and is a predicted model, not a curated record. NCBI's taxonomy places the organism in Eukaryota, Fungi, Ascomycota, Pichiomycetes, Serinales, Debaryomycetaceae. Gene Ontology annotation, biological process: mRNA destabilization. Bases 1 to 1089 code for a protein of 362 amino acids. The transcript has a single exon.
AUGUUCGACACGGCCGAUUCAUCAAGACACUAUCUCGUAAUUGAAACCCCAUCGGCUGAUUAUAAACAAGAGGAAAGGUAUAAUGAUGAUAAUGAUAUCAUCCAUAACAGUAAAAACUAUUACAUUCCAUCUUUAGAUGAUAUUUCCUCGAUAUCGACAUCAGCAUCUUCUCAUGGUACUACUUUUUUCAGCAACAACCACCUGAGCUUAAAUAGAUAUGGCACUCCAAGAUCACUCUCAAGAUUGAGAUCAAUUGAAUCAGAAAUCGACAAUUUGCCUUUAGUUUUUAAGACAAAUAUUUGGUCAAAUGAGUAUCUGGUUAACCACAACAAGACUGCUAAUUUGUUUGCUAAUUUUACUUUAGAAUCUGGGAAUUUUGCUUGCAAUUUAACUACUACAGCUUGCGAUAAAUCUCAGUUAUCAUGCAAUGAUUCUAGUUACGCUACUACCUCUCUGCAAGUUUCUCCAGUCAAUAAUAUUCCAGUAAUUGCAGCUGAUACCAAUUCUCGCUCCUUUGGAAGCACCACCCCAAGUAUAAACACUAAUGCUGUUGUUUCAGGCACUCCUUAUUCACCUCCUCCCAGUUGUCUCACUUUUAGAACGUACACUGGUGCUAUAUUCACUGUUCCAAAGACAUCUAAAUUCUUUGUAAUCAAAUCUUACAAUAUUCUUGACGUCAAUGCCUCCUUUAUUCAUAAUAUAUGGACAUCUACUGAGUUGGGUAACAGACGCUUAGAUAAGGCAUACACGGAAUUAGCAAAAACUAAUAACUCUGAUGUUGAUGGUAAGAUCUUUUUAUUUUUCCUGGUCAAUUCACUGGGGAAGUUUUGUGGGAUUGCUGAGAUGAAAAGUGCCAUUGAUUUCACUACUGCACUGAAUAUCUGGUGUGAGCAAACUAGAUGGAAGGGUAUAUUCCCAGUAGAAUGGUUAUUGAUCAAGGAUGUCCCCAAUAAAUUCUUCCAACAUUUAAAAAUUCCAGCUAACGAUUAUAAGCCAGUCACGAAUUCUAGAGAUACUCAAGAGAUCCCCUUUGACAUUGGUAUCAGCAUGCUUAAGAUUGUCAGUUCCUUCAAAUCCAAUGAAUGCUAA